AUGACUGAAGAUCCCCAGGCUCUUUGGUUGGAGCUGUAUAAGUCAACCCAGGCACAGGAGAAGAACCUAAAGGACCUUUUGCAUCAUAAAGGAGCGCAGUCAGUCACCAGCGCAAGAGACAGAUUGCGGGAGGAUUAUGAACGAUUGAUUCUGACGGACAUUGUGCUCGCGCAUUCCAAGGAGAUCGAGUCGGCACUCUGGAAGCAUGUCUUCUACGUUGUCAUCGACGGCUACCGGCGCAAACUGGCCAUGCUUAGUCGCCCCGACGAAGGCAAUGAGCCUUCAAACCAGCAGCAGCACCAGCAAGGACGACGAGGAGGCGGAGGCGGACGAGGUAGUGAAGGCGGUCGUGGGGGAAACCGUGAUGGUGGGAGAUCUCGCCCUCAUGGUACCCGUGGCAACAAAACCGCCGUUCCCUCGGUCGAAUAUCGAAAGGUGUCGACCAAAUUCAGGGCGUUCAUUCAAGAGGCGACCGGAUUCUAUCAUCGGCUCAUCCAGAACUUGGCGUCCUGCUAUGACCUGAACGAAUCUGGUCACAGCAUGCAUGCGGUCCCCAUUGGAGACAAGCGUCCGUUGUCGGAUAUUACGGAUGUCGCCCGAGAUAGCGCCACUAGCAGCUGCCACAAGUGCUACGUCUAUUUGGGAGAUCUUUGUAAGGACAGACGGAUAACUACAAGCGAUAUUGAUAUCUACCAGGACAGCGACUGGCCUCGCUAUCGACAGACAUUCAACGAUUCCUUCAAGAAGAAUUGGUCCGCUGCACGUGAUUAUUACAACGAAGCCAGGAACAUGCUCCCUUCGAGCGGAAACCCUUACAACCAGCUCGCAGUCGUUGCAACAUUCACCCCCAACAACUUUUUGGCGCUCUACUUUUACUACCGCAGUUUGGCUGUUUCACUUCCCUUCAUGACGGCUCGCAACAACAUCAAGGUCCUGAUUCAAAAGAUCGCGUCUGACCCGGAGAAGGGCAAAAAGUUUGUGAAGGACGAGCGCUACACGGAUCGUCAGGCAAUCAACUCCAAGGAUUCGGCCCAGCUGGACGACUUUUUAUUGAGGUUCAUCUUAUUGCACGGUGCACUCUUCAUGCGUUCAGCCGAGGAAGUUGAUGACGAUGUAAUGGGCGAUACUCUGGAGGGCUUAUUCGUUGCGCGCCUAUUGGAGCCAGAUUUGUUGCUCAAGAUCCAGAUCAUCAACAUGGCGAGUCUCUACACCAUGACUUAUAUCCCCCUUCAGGACGACAACCCAGCUGCGUUUCAGAAGGAGAUCGAGUCAGAGAGAAAAGCGCUGCAGUUGAUUUUGACUUGCUUUGCCACCGUUUUGCAAUACGCGACCACGGAACUGGAGAACCACAGGAACGGAGACCACAAGAAGAACGGACGCCCCAUCGACUUCUUGCCUUCGAAUGUUCAUCGCUCGAUGCCGACUCUGAGACUUUCGCUGAAGUGGAUGCAGGUCAACAUCCACCAUGUCAAGCGACUUUCGGAAGGCUUUUCCGAUGUUGACGCAGAGAACCGAUUCCAUCUGCGACAGAUUUGGGGAGACCUCUCUACCUUUUUGAACUUGCUCGUGCAAGCCUACCCCUUUGCGGAGGGCGCGAUCUUUUGUCGUGAUGUGCUCAAGGAGGACGACGAGUUGAGGGGGUUUGCUGCGCUUAAGAGGACCAUUGAUGAGCGCCCCCUGUCGAUCAUCCCACCCAGCAGGAUCAGCCCUAAAGCAGAGAUGCAGAUGCGGGCGGGCGAUAUGUUCCACGAUGCUCUUAGCCUUGCCAAGAUGGACUGGCCCGAGUUUUACGGAAAAGUUAUUGAGGACGAGGAUGACAUGCAGACUGUUCGAUUCUCUGUUGAGCGUGACGAAGAAGGCAAAUCGACUGCCAACGCCAUUCAGUCAAACAUGAAGGAUUCUGCCGAGCAGGAUUAUGAUGACGAGGUUGAUGAUGGAGAGGAUGAAGCCAGAGAGGAGAGUGAUUACGAGCGCAAGGAGGAGGAUGAGGAUAUGAAUCCGUUCCACAUCCGCAAGACAUCGGUUUCAAAUGUACUGGGCGCUCAUCGUGAUCAGGAUAUCGACCAGCGCCAGGCUGUCGCUGCUUUGCUCUCGGACGACGACAAUGACCUCUCGCUUAUUGUUGGCCAGGACGAUGACGAUGAGGACGAAGAUGAGGAUGAUGCGGAGGAAGUUGUUUUGUUCAAGGGACGAAGCAGCACUAUUGGCAGCAAGCCAACUCCUAAGCCAGCCCACCUGAAGACCAGCACUGGUGUCAUUGGAGCGGGGAGGCGUGCGUCCAUGUCUCCCUCAGGAUCAAACCAGUCGUCCCCUGGCUUGGACAUGAGCGGAUCCUCGUCUAAAUUUGGAUCGCCUGGAGAGAUGCGCAUGAACCCCUCGCCCACCGUCGACAGUCUUUUCGGCAGAUUUCAGUUUGAUGUGGCGGACGAAUGGCGCCACUCGAUCAAUUCACUCCGCACCUCGCGCACUACGGAUGGCAUCAGCGGCAGCACUACUUGGGGUGGACUUUCGUCGAACGCCUUGGGAAAUGGCAUGAUCUCGCCUACGUCUUAUGAGCCUCGGGAUGCGAACGCGCUUGCAGGAUUCACAUCUAUUCCGACUCAAGGACCUCCAGGAAUGUCCCUUCCGACCAGCCCUUUGGCUGCGAGCCCCCCUGGAUUCAGUGACGAUCCUGUUUUCCAGCAAUGUCAGAAGCAGCCUCGCCAUGUUCCUCAAGUCCGACCUAAGUACCAGUACCAGCCUCAGGCGUCGCAGCAACCUCAGCACCACUACUCGCAGCGGGACAGGAAUGGCAGCCCACAGGCCAUGAGAGAUGGCGAUUGGCGAUGA
Messenger RNA from Linnemannia hyalina, 2829 nucleotides. The record is from the annotation of a GenBank genome assembly. Lineage: Eukaryota; Fungi; Mortierellomycota; Mortierellomycetes; Mortierellales; Mortierellaceae.